CCGUCCUUCAUUGUUGCUAUUUGGUACCCGGUGUGUUUGCGUUUUUCUUUGGCUCUUGCGUGAAGUUUCGCCGUAGCCAGUUUUUAACAAAUUCAGCCGCGAAAGGGACAGGCCGACGGACGUACAAUUAAUUAACGGACACAAGGAGGCGGUGGGGGCAGCAGGUGGUGAAGAUGGAAAAUUUGGAGGAAGUAUUACAGGCGCUGGACGAAUUUCAGAAACUGCGUCCGACCGAGAUACCUCGGGAGCUCGAGGAUUAUUUAUGCUGGGUCGCAAAGACCGGCGACCCCGUCUAUCAGUGGUCGCUGAUCAAAACGUUGUUCAGAGAGAAGCUGACCCGUGUAAUGACCGACUUUUACGAGAGCUGCCCGAGCCUCGAUCUAACGCCCUGCCCGAACGUCGAGCAUUUCAAUUACGACACGAUGAAGAGCAAUCUCCUGGAACGUUUGGAAUCGUUCGCAAACGCGCCGUUCACCGUUCAACGGAUCUGCGAACUGUUGACGUCACCCCGUAAGGAAUACAAUAGGGUUGACAAAUUUAUGCGGGCUAUCGAGAAGAAUAUCUUAGUUGUUUCUACUAGAGAACCUGGGCCAAUAGCCAGGAGGAACGAGAACGGCGACGGCAUGGUCAACGGAUCUGUGGAUGAGGACACGUCUGCGACGCAGCCUCCUCAAGACGUAGAGAUGGAGUAUUGGGAGAAGGACUGUUCCUCGACAGUUACAAUUAGCGUGCAUAACGUGGAGAACGAAUCGCCGUUGUUGCACACCGUCGUGUCGAGCACCACUGUAGUAAAGAAUAUGUUUGGUACAGAGGAACUUUCGCAAGAGAAGACAGAAUCGACGGCUUCCAAGUCAGAGAUCGUUGUAUCUAAUUUCAUACCGACCGCUUCGGAGUUCACCGGUGUUACCAAUUUAAAUUCUCAAGCGCAGACCCAGGACUCGCAGAUAGGGUCCACGAUACAGAAUCUGUCGACCAUAGUUCCUGAAACUUCGGGUAUCGUCAGCGAUGGCGUCUCGGAGGCAAUGAUGAACGAAGAUACCAGCUCUCAGCCUAGCUUAGAAUUGGACAAUGACAGCAGCGACGUGGAUCCCUCGAGAAAAUUACAGACGACUUUCCAGACGAAAGAUUUUACAUCCCAUGAAAAUAAAUCAAAGUUCUAUGUAGAUAAUUCUAAGGUAAAUGAGAAAACGGAGAUCGGAGUUGUUCCGAUGCAUGUACACGAAGGAUCUGGUGAGAGCAACGAUGGAUUAUCCAAGGAGAAUGUCGAGCCUAAAACGGUGAUCGAAAGUAAAGAGUCGGUCAAUCCGAUUGUUGAGAAUCUCUUGAAUACUGACGAAAAUUUGGACGAUUCGUUGAAGUCAGACACCGAGGUAGAAAAUACUCGGCCUGCUAUUAAUACGUCUGAUUCAAACAUUGAACGUAAGGAGCCUUUGGAGAACGACAGCAUAGAAGACAUACAGACGGCUACGACCAACAGUACGGAACAGUGUGCUAGUAGUUUAUUUUUGCCCAUGGACGCUACGAAUACGGAGGAAACUGCGAAUACACCUGAACCUGUGGACCCAAAGACUGUGAAGGAUCAGAGCACAGAAAUGGAAUUAGAAGAAGAUUCGAAGCCCGUAGUAGAGGAACCGUGUCCGAAGGACGAAGCGACAGAGAAUUUCAACUGUAAUCGAGGAAAAGAAAGUGUGACGAUAACGGAAGUUGCGGCCGACGAAACCACAGUAAUAAAAUCUAUAGUACCUGACCCAAUUCCUAUAGUCCAAGAACCAAAAGAGGAACCGAUACACACCGUCAACGCGAACCAGGAUACACCUUCGAUCGCGGAUGUCUCGGAAGAUUUAGAAAAUCAAAAUCUCAUGGCGACGUGUCAGUCGGAUAACGAUGUAAAAAUGCCAGUUGAGGACACCAUAGCAGAACUACAAGGUAACGACGCGACUCCUGUUCUAAACAAAGUAGAGGAUAACGAAACGGUAACAGAGAACGUUAUGAGUAAAAAGGGUCAGGAUGCAAUGGAGUUAAUGGAUGUCGACGAGGAAGAAACGUUAUCUGAAUUUCAGCAAGGCAAUGAAUCCAUAAAACAAGAAGCAGCACAAUCAUCUAGAAGUUAAUACCAUGUAACAAAGAGAUUCUAUUCAUCUUUGUUUUUUUUAAAAAAAAAGGAAAAGAAAGAAGAAUGAUUGACGCAAGGGUGAAGAAGUAUCUCGAUCGAUUUGUACGACUUCCUUCGAGUGUUUUGAUAUGUAAGAUGUACGAAAAGAAACGUUGGGUGAUUCACGAAGGAAUUCUCUAAUCCUAUAUACACAUUGUUUUCCGUUUCGCUGAUUUUACACUCACCGCUGAGA
Messenger RNA from Ceratina calcarata, 2345 nucleotides. RefSeq names its product Protein phosphatase 4 regulatory subunit 2-related protein. The coding region runs from base 174 to 2111 and encodes 645 amino acids. Gene Ontology annotation, cellular component: cytoplasm; protein phosphatase 4 complex; nucleus. NCBI's taxonomy places the organism in Eukaryota, Metazoa, Arthropoda, Insecta, Hymenoptera, Apidae. The record is from RefSeq and is a predicted model, not a curated record. The transcript has a single exon. Gene Ontology annotation, molecular function: protein phosphatase regulator activity.